GCUUGGGAACUCAGGUGGAUAACAGCAUCUUCUCAGAGCUGUUCUUCACUCCUGACUUCUCCUGAGCCUCUAGAAGAGAAAUACGCUCUUCAGGCUCCUAACGGGGUCUGUAAGGCAGCUUUGGACAGAACAGAGACUAGGUUGUGUGGACAGAAACAAAGCCUUUGGGGGAGAUCAUGGCCAGUGGUCAAGCACACCCCCCGUUUGAAGUGCAGAGCCCCCAGCUUAGUACAACAGUACCGUCCCCGCAGGUGGUGGUGGAUGAUGAAGUGCCAGGACCGUCAGCCCCCUGGGUAGAUCCCAGCCCCUGGCCUCAAUCCCUUGGCCUCAAAAGGAGGAGGGAAUGGUCAGACGAAUCGGAAUGGUCAGACGAAUCCAAGGAGGAGACGGAGGAGGAGCUGAACUUGGAGCGCAGCCCUGAGCCCAAGGACACCUGGGUGGUGGAGACCCUGUCUGAAGAUGGGCUCAAGAUGAGGCUGAAGAGAAAGCGAGCGUCUUCCGUACUCCCUGAGCACCACGAGGCCUUCAACAGGCUGCUGGAGGAUCCUGUCAUUCGAAAAUUCCUGGCCUGGGACAAAGAUCUGAGGGUUUCCGACAAGUAUCUCCUGUCGAUGGUCAUAGCGUAUUUUAGCCGUGCCGGCCUCUUCUCAUGGCAAUACCGACGCAUUCAUUUCUUCCUGGCUCUCUACCUGGCCAGUGACAUGGAGGAGGACAACCAGGCCCCCAAACAAGACAUCUUCUCCUUCCUCUAUGGGAAGGACCACUCCCAGAGACCCUUGUUCCAUAAGCUUCGAUACCAGUUCCUCUGUUCCAUGCGCUGGAGGACAUGGGUUUCCCCAGAGGAGAUGGAGGAGAUCCAGGCUUAUGACCCAGAGCACUGGGUGUGGGCCCGAGAUCGCACCCUCAUUUCCUAGAGCCCCAGGGACAUGGAGGCCUGAGGUCAUCGGCCUGAGAGAAGUCUUGGGUAUGUCUUUAUCAGCAAUGUACGGUUUCAGCAUAUGAAUUUGGGGGACACACGUUCAGUUCACAGCAGUGAGGAUGCAGAGAAAUAAAGACUCUCUCUGCUUUGGGCUGGAACUUAAACUUGUACAUUAGACUUGUAAAGUCUUCAGAAGCUCAGAUACGACUUCUGAGCCUUGUGACUUCUGAGGAUCAAGGCUGUGUUCUGGCAGCUCUUUCACCAUUGGCAAAAAAAAUGAAAGGUAUCAUUUCCAUUGAAUAUCCUGUUACAUAAUGAAUUUUCACAUUGAACACUUAAUUUCCCAUUUAAUUAAAUCCACCAGGAAUUUGA
This is a messenger RNA of Saimiri boliviensis boliviensis (Bolivian squirrel monkey), 1291 nucleotides long. Lineage: Eukaryota; Metazoa; Chordata; Mammalia; Primates; Cebidae. The record is from RefSeq and is a predicted model, not a curated record.